AUGGUAAUUUCGUAUAUUUAUGGGUUUUUAAAGAUCAAAAACAUCAUGUUCCCACACAUAAUACUAGAGGAUGCUGAAACUCGGCUGCGCAAGUUUUAUGUUGGAGAGGUGUCUCUAAUAUACAACCGCACAGAAUACUAUAAAAAUCCUGCGCAGUAUCUAGCAAAGACUAUAAAGAGGGAAAUUCUUACAAAUGAAGUAAUUCCAAAAUACAAAAUAGGCAUGCUGUCUGAUGUUCUUAUAAAUUCCGGCACAGACGUGGGGAUGAAGAUAGUCGGGUGCUUAACUAACAACGGAGCAAACAUGCGGUAUCUUGUUUUGAUUAUGAACAGCAUUUUGAACGCAGAGAAGGCGGGUACAUAUAGAGUACGCAAUGAUCAUGUUAAUACACUUCUUCUUGCUGUAAUUGGUGUGGCUAGUGUUGAAAAAGAUCGAUUUGCAAGUAUUAUAACUCAGUGCUUUGAAAUCAUGGCUGUAGAGGACCAGAAAAUAUGCUUGGAUGCGUGGGGGGAUAGCGUUGUGGCACUAGAAAAUAUAAUAGCGGCUCUUAAGACAGUGCUAAAAGUAAAUGAGAAGGAAAAGAAAACAUGCCCAAAAAAGCUGCAUGCAUUAAUACACAGCACAAGAAACAAGCAGGCAGAAAUUAUAUUAAAAGUGAAAAAAGAACGUAUAAAGAUGAAUGUUUUGCAGGAGUUGCGAAAAGAGACAUGCGAACUUGAAGAAAGUAGAUUGACUAAAAUGGCAAGUCUGUCAUCUAUGAUGUUAUGCCCGCUGUCUAUGAUUAGGUCUAUGCGAACACUGCAAUGUCUGAAUGAAGAUACUAAAGAUCUACUGUUAACAGCCAAUUAUAUUUUAACCAUAGCAUGCAAACUAGCGAGAAGAAUAGAGAUGGUUAUUUCUGCAGCCCUGGAGAAAUAUAGCAAAAGUAUUUAUGAUAAAGUAACCGAUGUGAUAGUGCCGGAUUUAGACGAAAUGGAUAGUAUAAGCUCUAUAAAUGCAAUCACCAACAAUAUAUUAAAAAAAUUGCAUGAAUUAACUGAGAUUGAUAAGAUGCUAAUGGGAAUGAAGCAGAUGGAGGGAUAUAGAAUAAAGCUGUGUAAGAUAGUUAAUGGAGUAGAAGCCAGUAUGGGUUUGUUGGGAAAAAAGAUUUUGCAUGAUUAUAGUCCUGAAUAUGGCAGAGAAAUGAGCCUAAUAUUAAUCAGUAUGUUAAAGGCUAUAGGCCAUAUAAAUAUAGCAACAAAUGAGAGUAUAUAUAAUGAGAUAGCAGCAGAAGAUGAGGAGAAUGCAGAACCAGAAAAGGAGAAUCCAGCUGUUAAUGGAUCUGAAGGGCAGAACCAACUAGGAUAG
Messenger RNA from Nematocida parisii ERTm1, 1347 nucleotides. RefSeq lists its product as uncharacterized. Bases 1 to 1347 code for a protein of 448 amino acids. The transcript has a single exon. NCBI's taxonomy places the organism in Eukaryota, Fungi, Microsporidia. The record is from RefSeq and is a predicted model, not a curated record.